CUGGAUUAUCAUAUUCAGUUUCAUCUCAACUCUUCAAACGCACAACAAUAACAAGAAGUAAAGCUCCCCUGCUAUUCCAGUAGCCCGGCCGAAGGAAAUUUGAGCAUGGCGGCGGCGAAGAAACCUCCCCAUGUCCUUAUGGUUCCGCACCCAGCACAGGGCCACAUCUUUUCUAUGCUUAAGUUGGCACAAAAGCUGGCGAACGAGCAUGGGAUCGCUGUGACGGUCGCCAACUUGGAGUUCAUCCACAGAAAGAUCGCCGAGCAGAGCUGUGGUACAGGGAUCAGGCUGAUUUCUGUUCCCGACGGGUUUGAAUCGCCGGGGGACGCGGACGAUUGGCUGAAGAUGGCAGAGUGCUUGGAGAAAGUAGUGCCCGUCCAGCUGCGGAAGCUACUGGAAAAGCAAAAGGAGUCGGCGGUGGGUUGUGAUGGCGAGGGUCACGACCAAGAGAUCAGUUGGGUCAUCGCCGAUGCCUUUGCUUCGGGAGCGUUCGUGGUAGCCACGGAAAUGGGGAUCAAAUCGGCCGCGCUGUGGACUGCCUCCAUGGACAACUUGGCCUUGUUGUUGCGGCUUCCGCAGCUGAUUGAAGCUGGUACUAUUGAUGAGAACGGAUUCUUGUUGAAUAAUCUUGAAUCAAUCUCCCUAUCAUAUGGAAUCCCUGCCUGGAAAAUUAAUGAGUUGACUUGGAACUCUCCUGGAGCGCCUGACGAUACUCAGAAAUUCCUUUUCACACGCUUUUACAUCAACGUGUCACGCUACUCUCACCUUUUCGGCUGCUUGCUUGUCAACUCAUUCCACGAAUUGGAGACGUCGGCCUGUCAAAUGUUUCCUGAUACCCUGCCAAUCGGUCCACUGGUAUCGGAGCCCGAUUCGAGACGACAUAAUAAUAAUAAUAAUAAUAAUGUCGUCGUCCCUGCCGGAAGCUUCUGGCAGCAGGAUUCGACUUGCGUGCCUUGGCUGGACGAGCAACCUCCAAACUCGGUGUUGUACGUCGCAUUUGGAAGCAUUACGGUGGUGAGCCAGCAGCAGUUCUCAGAGUUGGCGUUGGGCCUUGAAAUGACGGGCAAACCGUUCCUCUGGGUUAUCCGGCCAGAUUUCGUGAAGGGGUCAACAACUGAAUUUCCACAAGGAUUUUGGGAGAGGGUGGGUUGCAGAGGGAAGGUUGUGGGGUGGGCGAACCAAGAAGCUGUGCUUUCUCAUCCUGCCACCGCAUGUUUCGUAAGCCACUGUGGGUGGAACUCCACGCUAGAUGGGUUGUGUGCCGGAGUUCCAUUCUUGUGUUGGCCUUACUUUGUAGACCAAUUUCAUAACCGAGACUCCAUAUGUGAAGCUUGGAAGGUUGGCCUCAACCUGGAGGCUGAUGAUGAAACCAGGAUGGUGACCAGGUCUGAGAUAGCGAGCAAGGUGGGAAGACUUCUCUCUGAUGACACCAUAAGAUGCAAUUCACUCAGGCUUAGGGGAAGUGCAAGGGAUAGUGUGACAGAAGGUGGCUCUUCCUCCUUCAAUUUCGCAAGCUUCGUCCAUCGCCUAUGCUCACUCACUUGAUGCAUGUUCAGUUCGGAACUAGUUAGUUAAGGGUCGCUCCCACUUCUAUCCUUCCACCAAAUUAUUUCUUUGUUUUGUUUUUUCUAUUACUAAUGUUUAAAUUGUGGCUUUAAGACUGAAAGAGUAGUCGCGUUUUUGUUGUUUCAUAUAGCAGGGCAUUGUUUAUCUCCAAUGAAUGAAUGAAUGAAAACUGCAUGUGUUGUGCAUAC
This is a messenger RNA of Linum tenue, 1754 nucleotides long. The record is from the annotation of a GenBank genome assembly. NCBI's taxonomy places the organism in Eukaryota, Viridiplantae, Streptophyta, Magnoliopsida, Malpighiales, Linaceae.